AAUUAUUUGAGCCAAAUAUUUUUAACGACUCCUCUGCCGUUGUAAGGACUUGAGAGUGAAGAAGAAACGGCGAAAUCGGGGAAGUAAUGGCUCUGGAGCUUCUGAAGCUUCCUUUCUCAAGUUCUUCUGCAACUCUUUUUGGUUUAUUCAAAUCGAACACAGGAAAGCUUAAUGUAAAAUAUUUCAGUAACCCUAUACAUUGUCCGCUCAGAACCUACGCUGUUGCUAAGUCUGGAAAUGUGCAACCACAUAAAAAGAAGAGGAGACUGGAUGAGAUCUGUCUUGAAAGGUUUCAGCAAUACAGCCGAACCUUCAUACAGUCAUGGAUCUUACAAGGCAAAGUGUUCGUGAAUGGUAAGGUGGUAAGCAAAGCAGGUACACCUGUAUCUGAUAAAGCUAUUGUAGAGAUAAAGGCUGAAGUUCCAAAAUAUGUAUGUAGAGCAGGAUAUAAGUUAGAAGCAGCUAUUGAACAGCUUGGUGUUGAUGUUGAUGGAAAAGUUGCUCUUGAUUCAGGAUUAUCUACUGGAGGAUUUACUGACUGCUUGCUUCAGUAUGGUGCAUCCUAUGUUUAUGGAGUUGAUGUAGGAUAUGGACAGGUGGCAGAAAAGAUUCGCCGAGAUGAGCGUGUUAGUAUCAUAGAAAGAACAAACUUAAGAUAUCUUUCUGCACUCCCACAAAAAGUUGACUUGGUGACACUGGAUCUCUCAUUCAUCUCUAUACUCUUGGUGAUGCCUGCAGUUGUCAAUGUCAUGAAGAACGAUGCUGCAUUGGUUACGCUGGUUAAACCUCAAUUUGAGGCCCUCCGAUCCCAGGUGGGUGGAGGUGGGAUUGUUAGAGAUCCUCUUGUGCAUCAAGAAGUUCUUGAGAGGAUCAUCAAUGGUGUGGAAAAUUUUGGAUUAUGCAGUAAAGGAUGGAUCGAGUCUCCUCUUAAGGGUGCUGAGGGUAAUACAGAGUUCCUCGUGUACUUCCACCGAGUUGGCAAGGAGAAGACAGAAGAGAGUGCCAAGAUUUGAACUCUAUGGUUGGUAAAACCAUAUUGAAGCAUGAAAUGAGACUUAUUUUGUCAACACAAGAAUAGAAAGGGUACCUUAAAGAAGCUUGCUUGUAACUUAGCCUACAUCCCACUUCCAAAGGUUGAGUACUGGGGAAUCCCGUACUUUUGAAACAUGCCAUGAGGCAAAUUUUGUAGCAUUAUUUAAUAAUAUGUUUAUUUUCAUA
Messenger RNA from Macadamia integrifolia, 1218 nucleotides. Its product is annotated as hemolysin A. The record is from RefSeq and is a predicted model, not a curated record. NCBI's taxonomy places the organism in Eukaryota, Viridiplantae, Streptophyta, Magnoliopsida, Proteales, Proteaceae. The transcript has 9 exons. Gene Ontology annotation, molecular function: RNA binding; methyltransferase activity. Gene Ontology annotation, biological process: methylation. The coding region runs from base 87 to 1013 and encodes 308 amino acids.